CCUACUCUCUGCGGAACAGGAGACUUGAUGGAUGAAGGAAGCACUAGCACAGAUGAUGAUUAUCAAUUUUACAAGACGAGAUUUUCAACAAUAUUUGAUAUUUCAAAAUUUAAAUCAAAGAUAAUCUACUUACCUGGGGACAAUGAUAUUGGGGGUGAAGGAGUAGAUCAUGUUACUAGAAGUAAGAUUGAACGAUUCAAUACCAACUUCCCAAACCAAAUGGAAAAUAUAUCUGGAAACAUUCAAUUUGUUGUGGUGAAUAGAAUCAUUGGUGAUUUUAGUCUACCCUCUGUUUCAACUUUUGACGACAAGUUCAGAGUUGUUUUGAGUCACAUUCCUUUGACUUUCAUUCCUGGCAUCUUCUCCCGAGAAGUCAUGCUCCAAUUGAAACCUAAUGUGAUAUUCUCUGCCCACGAUCACCGAGUAGCUAUGGCAACUACCCGAAAGAACGACAGCCACUAUUUCCAAGUUGGCAGCUUCGUCGACGAUUCCACCGUAAUCAAGAAACAAAUCAACGAUCAAGACUGUACUGAAGUGAUUUGGCCAACUUGCUCAUACAGAAUGGGUGUAGUUAAGUCAGGCUACGGAUUCGCCACCAUCGGAAAUGAUGGGCAGAUGGAGGUGGGAGUCCUAUGGAUCCAUUCUCGCUUUUGGACACUAUACCUCUACUUAUUGGUUAUCGCUACGUGCCUUGUGCUCUCUGUUUUCUCCAAAUGUUUUAAAAGUUUUCUUUAAAUUUUGACAGGCCUCCGUCCAAUCCUUGUUGAUCUCGUUACACAAGUAAUUUGCUGGUAGGACUUGGAUAUUUUGAAAUGAUAGCAAACUAAUUUGGACAUUGUUUAAUAAUAAAGUUUCUUUUAAGAAUAA
This is a messenger RNA of Daphnia pulex (common water flea), 867 nucleotides long. RefSeq names its product cell division control protein 1-like (gene Mppe). The transcript is spliced from 6 exons. Gene Ontology annotation, biological process: GPI anchor biosynthetic process. The record is from RefSeq and is a predicted model, not a curated record. Gene Ontology annotation, cellular component: endoplasmic reticulum. NCBI's taxonomy places the organism in Eukaryota, Metazoa, Arthropoda, Branchiopoda, Diplostraca, Daphniidae. The coding region runs from base 28 to 735 and encodes 235 amino acids.